AACAACACACUUGUCCCCAUAAAUACUCUUCAAAACGUCUCACGACUCUCCGUUUUGUUUUCUCUCUCACUUAGUCUUCAGAGUGCAGCAGGCACAAGAACAUGUCUCGAAGAGGAUCCAAGAGAGUGAGCUUUAGUCCGGACCCUGAAGGAGGGAACGAAGAACCCGUCUAUCCAACACACAACGGUCGUCGGAGAGCCGUCGGAGGCGGAGUUUUCCGUUUCCACGUCAGGAGCUCGCCAACAGCGAGGAGAUUACUCAGGCGUAUUGGAGCCGGAGUCGCCAAAACGAUGCGUUUUAUGUCACUGGGAAGGAAGAGUAGUAGUGGUAGUAGUAACACCACUUCGACGCCGUCUACUUCCUCUUUGUCUUGUUCCUCUUCAUCGUCUAUAUAUUUGGUGAAGUCAAAGUCUGUCAACGAGUCAGAGUCUCACCGUGCAGAAGCCAUUGAGGACUGCAUCGAGUUCUUACACUCUUCUUCCUCUCUGUCCAGAUCAAACUCCAUCUCUGCCUGGUCUUGCUAAAUUUAUGUUUUGACUCAGCUUCGGGUCCUCCUCCAUUUUGUGAUGUAAAAGAGCUGAAACUGCAUAGAUCAGUUGAUUGAUUAUAUCUCUCUUUUUCCUUCUUUUUUAGAGUCUCAAUGACUCAUUUAAGAUGGUGUUACUACAAUUUCGUUAUAAUUCCUCAGACAAUAAACCACUUCUUGUCUUUUAUUUCGACAUAAAAAAGAUAAAAUCAUUCGGUAAAUAAUUAAGACAUUUGUUUAUUACCAUC
Eruca vesicaria subsp. sativa (arugula) is the source of this 774-nucleotide messenger RNA. The record is from the annotation of a GenBank genome assembly. Lineage: Eukaryota; Viridiplantae; Streptophyta; Magnoliopsida; Brassicales; Brassicaceae.